AUGGAGACCCGGACCGAGGACUGGGGACUGACUCGCCGCCCGACGCUGGCCUCUUCCUGGGAGGCCGCAUGCGGGGCCCUGACCCAGAGCCUCCUUCUCAGCCGGGCUGGUCUUGGCGCCCCGGACUUCGACUGGGAGGAGCUGCUGGCGCCGCCUGCUCCGGGCCAGGAUCUGGUGAUUUUGAAGAGAAGCCUGAGCAGCCAAGAUGAAAACCCCUGCUUCCUUUACCUGAGGUGUGACCCUAAAGGAGGUGAAGAAAUCGUUUCUAUUGGCAUUUUAAGUUCAGCAAGAAAUAUGGAGGUAUAUCUAGGAGAGGAGUACUGUGGAACCAGCAGGGGCAAGAAUGUUUGUACUGUCCUGGAUAACAGUGAUCAUGAAAAGAUUAUUUUGUACAAAAAUUAUCUAAAAUUGGAGCCUGCCACAAACGUAUGUAAAAUAAAAUUACUCUCCUUUGGCGAAAAGCAGUGUGUGUUCAUCAGUAAAGUUGUGGUACACAUGAGACUGAUUUCAGCAAAUUCUUCACCAAGCUCUCCUGCUGUAAGAUCAAGGAUAGACCUUGACAAGGUCCAAACUAUGAUGGAGUCCAUGGGCUCAAAGUUAUCACCUGGAGCUCAGCAGUUGAUGAAUAUGGUUAGGUUUCAGCAGCAGCAUUGUAUUUCCAUUGAAGAACAGAUUCAGUCGGUUUUGGGAAAUACUGCAUACAAGCAUAUCAUUGGACUGCAAUCAUCAUCUGCUUCAGGAGCCUUAGACAAGUCAUCCUCCACAUCUUUUCCUUUUAGAACUGGAUUGACAUCUGGAAACAUGACUGAAAACUUAAAAGCUUACAUUGAUAAAUGUCCACAGCCACCUGGUGGAGGAAAUACUGCAAACCUUGAUGAGUGUAAAAUUGUGCCACAAAACCACUCCCUUCUUGAAAAUGAUCUUAAAAAUGUAGUAUCUUCUUUCUUACCAAAGAAAGCCAGUGACAACUCAAAUAUACCUAACUCUGAGUUGCUGCCUUUUCUCCAGAAUUUAUGUAGUCAGGUUAACCAUCUCCAUGUGGGGCAUAAUGCUGAGUGGCAGAGAAACAUCACCAAGCCCAGCGAAGCCAUUCUUGGUUUAGGAAUGGAAGAGCAGCCUGUUUGUUCAUACUUGGAAAAGAUUCUUUCUAAAAGUAUGGAACUGAUGGAAAAGAAACUUACGGACUACAUUGAUCAGCGAAUGUAUAAACUCCAGGAGCACAUAGACGAUAAGAUUGCUUUGUUAAUGGACUUGCUGCAAAAUCCCAGCUCCCCUCCCGCUGGGAUGCCUCUAAGACAUUAUGACUCUGGAGAAAGACUUUCAAAUGGCGAAAGAUAAGCUGUCAACAUAUACAGUGUACUGCAGAUAUUUAUUACAUAUUUAUUACAAAGCCAGAACCCAAAAAGUUAGGAAAAGUAUUUCAUGUCCUUUGAAGGAUUAUUAUUUUACUUAUAUAAAGUGACCUCAGUGUUCAUUUUUCUUAUACUUGUUAUUUUAAAUCCAUACUAUACACUAUUGGUUAACAUGUUACGGUCAUAAAUUAUUUUUGUUUGCAAUAUUUUUCAUUCUUACCAGAAAUUUAUGUAUUCUCGUGUUGCUUGAGUGUUUAAAAUGUUUAAGGAUUUCUAAAGCAGUUCAAUAGCUUGUAUAUGUGUUUGAUUGAAGUGAAUUUUUUAUUUAUACAAAGACCUUACAGUCUUUGUAUGAAAAAAUAAUGCAUAGAGUAUUUGAUAUUUUUUUCUUUUUCUGCUUUUUCUUGGAAAAUUAGAUACUUAAGACUUGGAGUCUUUAAUUUAGAUCAUUAAUUCACAUUUUGCAUUGUUUAUCUGUGAUAAUAAGAUGCAGUGUUUGGCAUGUGUAAAAUUAGUUCACACUGGGGCCAUUAAUAGUAUUUGUUUCAUUACAGUGUAGCUGUAGAUAGGAAAGUAAAAAAUCAGAACUGGCCCAUUCCUUGUUACAAUUACUACUUUGGAUUUGGUGUUUCAUGUAAUACAGGAGCAGUAGUCUUGACUGAUCUGCAUAACCCCAAACAGGAAGUCUCUCUUUUUUGAGCCUAAUACAGGUUUUUCUCCCCAGAGUCCUUUUCUGGUGUGUUUAAAGUGUGAAAUGCUGAGGAUUAAGGAAUAUGAAUCAAGGAGAUUGCAGUUCUCUUUGGCUGACUUAAUUUUCAGAACUUAUAACCAUUGUAUAUGUGUUGAAGAGUGAUAUAUUUGCAUCUAAAAAAUAAAUGCAUUCACUCUGGAAG
Messenger RNA from Galeopterus variegatus (Sunda flying lemur), 2245 nucleotides. Its product is annotated as chromosome unknown open reading frame, human C10orf88. The record is from RefSeq and is a predicted model, not a curated record. The transcript is spliced from 6 exons. The coding region runs from base 1 to 1338 and encodes 445 amino acids. NCBI's taxonomy places the organism in Eukaryota, Metazoa, Chordata, Mammalia, Dermoptera, Cynocephalidae.